Molecule: messenger RNA, 4368 nt
Organism: Strongylocentrotus purpuratus (purple sea urchin)
Lineage: Eukaryota; Metazoa; Echinodermata; Echinoidea; Camarodonta; Strongylocentrotidae
Exons: 8
Coding region: 951-2546 (531 amino acids)
Biological process (GO): non-canonical Wnt signaling pathway; canonical Wnt signaling pathway
Cellular component (GO): plasma membrane
Molecular function (GO): Wnt-protein binding; Wnt receptor activity
Source: RefSeq, a predicted model, not a curated record
GACGUCGGUCUCGCGUUGGUGUGACGGUGACAGAGCAGCCCCUCAGUUUGUAUGAGGGAGACAACUUUGCCUUGAUUUGUGGAUUGGGUUAGAACUUUCUCUCGCCUAAUGAUUAUUUUGAUUGAGCGUUACAUUGCCUUGCGGUCAUGAGUUUGUUGAUACCAUCGAGAAGCAACAACCUGUAUGACGUCGAUGUAUGGGUUGAGUUGAACUUGGUCCUCUCGCUUCAGAUUGUGCAUCACAUUUUUGUUCGUUAGUUAUCAAAGAGCAGUUUCAGUUUGCAUGAGCAUGAGGAAGAAACAUUCGACCUUCGAUGUGUGGAUCGGGUUUGAACUUGGUUCUCUACCUGCUAUCAUGAUUAUUUUGAUUGUGCCUUAGCUUCCGUUCGUCGUCAACAUGUCUCCUUCGUGGUAAACUCGUAUUUCACCACCCACUCAAAAUAUCAUUUACAUGUUAACCUAACAUUCUUUUAAAGAUAUCCCUUAUUGGGACAAGACUACGGACUACGGUCUUGCCCUAAUAACUACUUUCAUCCUCUUUUGGGUUUUAAAAUUGACAUUCUUGAUCAUGACCACAGACUUUGUAAAAACUUUCGAUCGGACCUAACGUUAGCGACAGAUUUACAACGAUUUGAUUGGUUGUUAUCGCAAAUUCAUUGCUUUGUGACAGUGAUAACAUGAAUUAUGGAAUAUGCCGCAUUCCGCAGCUUCAAUUAUUCAUGACAAUUGUACACCCCACACGACUUUUAACUUCGAGAGAAAUCUUGGAUAGCAGCAGUUGCUCAUCAUUACCGGCCUUGAAACUCCAUGGAAACUAUCGAUUGUUGAUGCCCGUGUUGAUACCCGUGUUGAUGCCGUGUUAUCGGCUGCUUUGUCGUCUGCGAACCUUGUUUCGUGAUUUAGAAACGAUAUUUCAGUUCCUUGAAGAAAAGCUUUGAGGAAAAGAAAAGUAUGGAAGAUACGCCAUGGAGACAUAUCUCAGAGACCCUAGGGGAAGUAGAGCGAAAUGAAAUACAUCAGAUGUAUGUAUUACCAUGGGAAUGCGAUUUGACGCAACCAACUAUCCAACCUGUAAAUUCCAACGAUUACAGGCCAGCAAAUUACAGAAGGCGUACCAGACAGGUUCACAACACACGCCCCACUUUGAACCAAUCAGAGGGCGGCUACUGUAUAUCAUACUGUCAUUUUCGAACCCGAGGUUCCACCAUCGUUUUCAACGUCGUUCUUCUGGCAGUACUUGCUCUCAUCUGCACGGUGGUGGCCCUUCUUAUACUCGUACUUUAUCAAAGAUCGCACUUGCUGAUAACGACAAACAUUACGGAUGGGGAACAGCUAGACGUUACUACACUAUCAGAAUCCGUCAUUAGAGUUACUCCAAACUCGUCCAAAACAUCUUUUGCAUCUCAAGAAUUGGAGCUCAAUGAUGAAACUACUUCGGGACCCGAGAUUACAGAAGCAAGUACAGCAACUAUUCUACCAACCACACCAUAUGAAAUAACACAGGAAAAUGGUUGCGUCCCGAUACCUAUCGUAGGCUGUCGCAAGUAUCUCCCUUACAACACCGCCUUCUUCCCCAACCGAUUUGGGCUUGGCCGGACAGCAAGUGAAGGAGCUAACCUCUACUACCAGUUUUCAUCCGACAUUGGAACGCUCUGUCAUCCUGAUGCAAAACGACUUUUGUGCCGCAUCCUCUUUUCUACCUGUUACCAGCCCUUCAUCGCGAUCGACCCCGUCCCUCUCCCGUGUCGCUCUCUCUGCGAGGAUGUCGGAGCACGUUGUGUGAAGGACAGAUCUUUCAACGACACUUGGAAUAGAAUCUGUAGGACAUUGCCAGAAUCCAAGAGUGACGAGGUGUGCUUCCCCAGUUCCUUGACAUCCAACCACGACAUUCCUCACGUCUGCUCCAGCUCCCCUUGUCGGAAUGGAGGCACUUGCUUUGAGGUCAACGGUCAAAUGAUCUGUCGCUGUUCGGACCGAUUCUAUGGCAUCACUUGUCAAAAUGAAUUUGAAGACCCAUGUUUAGGGGAUCCUUGCGUAAAUGGAGGUACCUGCAUGGAACAACGCUCGCCGUUUGGUUUCUCCUUUUACAUCUGUGAAUGUACGCAGAGCUAUCACGGCGCACGUUGUGAAAAUGUUAAAGGCACAGCUCCUGUCGGAGUUACGCCAGCCGCUUAUAAUCCGCCAGGAAGUGAUAGUAUUCCGGUCAACUGCCAAGACAUCCCUGCAGAGUGCCGAUCUGUCCUGGCCUACAAUAGAUCCCAUGGUAUCCUUGUAGGUCAAGACACCUUCUUCUCACCCUGGCCUCUUAUCGAGACGUACGUCGCCUGCAGCCCUUCGGCAGCCAGUGUGCUGUUCUGUUCAACGGUAUACCCAACCUGCUCGCAGGAUCCACAAAGUCCGUAUGGCAAACCGUGUAGGGGUGUUUGUGAGCGAGUGAAGAACGACUGCGAGUAUACAUUCGAGACUCUCAAUCUACCAUACAUCCAUUGCAGUCAUCUUCAAUAUCGUAAUAAUUCCAUGGGUCUAUCGUGUUUAGACUCCCACUGAACGGUCUUUCCUGUUUGAACACGAACUAUCCAGCUGACCAAUGGUUAACAAGAUCACAGGUUUAGGCUUCAUGAACCAUGGACCUACUACUGUAGUAGAUCCAUGCAUGAACCCUGUAACAACUUGUCAAACAUUUCAUCAGAUCGGGGGUUUCGGUCUCUUGGAUAAUCUAGCACGCUAGGUGGAAGAUUCACAAAGUGACGAGACCGAAGUUUAGCUUAGCUAACCUUUGGUGUGACUUGCCUGUUUUCCAUUUUGAUCCAGCCUCAAGUUCUUCUUAUUCAUCGUUCGUAUGACGUAUUUAUUAUAGGAACAGAUCGAAAUAGGCAGGGAUCAGAUAUCCAGGCAAUCAUCUAACGCUAGAAGGGUUUUGUUGACACCCACACCCUUUGGAACCUUCGUCAGCACACGUGUGCAAAGGUCUGGUCUUGGUGAUCACAACUGCAUACUACCCUGUAUCGGAGACAGCACACUGUCGAGUUGAAUGUGCUGAACUUUUUGUAAUCUAUAUAUUUCGUGAUUGAUUUUAUUCUAUAUUUGUUUUAACCCCUCAUUUUAUGUAUUGAAAUAUGUCAAUUAUAUUUUUUUUUGACAUUGCCUUUAUUAUUGAAUGUUAUUACUAUCGUUAUUAAAUUUCAUCAUGUAUUAAGGUAUUAAUUUACUAAAGCAUCAGUGCUUUUGAAUUCAUUUACUUCCCAUAUUCAAGUGGAAUAUAAUUGAUGUAAUUAUGGAAUCGAUUAAAAAUCACAGCAAAACAAAAUACUGAAUGGUACGCAAGACCAAAACGCACGAGACAAGCGAUGUCGGUCUCGCAGACCCUUUUUGGACAUUUUUGGGGAGGGUUAACGAGACCGACAUCUGAGGUCUUGCGGUCUGUUGGUCUCAUGGGAUGUAGGUCAACUGGGUUAUCCUUGUCUAACAUGCUAUUUAUCUUGUUCGCUGAUCUGGUAAAUGUGUCAUCAUCAUCAUCAUCAUCAUCAUCACAAUCAUCAUUAUCAUCAUUUAUUAAAGUCAGCAUUUACCCUCCUACGAGGGGUACUAGCUUUUGCGCCAUGAUGACAUUUCCUCCACCCACUUCUUUUGUCUCGAGUAUCCUCUUCAUUUACACUAAACAUUAAUUCUUUCUUUCUUCUCAUUUUUUCCAUGACAUUUUCGGUCAGAUGGCAUGCUCUUUUCACAAGUUCACCUUCUUCCCUUCUCAACAAAGGACAAAUCUAUCUCAAUUCUCAAUCCACUUCUCGUUACCUGCAUAUCUUGCACUCAAAACUCUCAGCCAUUCUGCACAUCUCGCAUGAACCCACUUUCGACAUGCCACGCAUCUGAUAAAGUUCCUCAUCGCUAUGUUGUUCCACCGCUUGAUUCCAUCGCCUUUGUCUUUCCCAUGUUGAUAUUCAGGAUCUUGCACUCAAAUUAAUGCAUUCUUCCAGUUGGUGAAAUUCCUCUCCACCUGUUGCAUUGUUUCAGCCAUCAAAACUAAGUCAACUGCAUGUUUCAACAGGAUCCAAAACAACACAUAUUUCUUUACCGAUUCUGAUCAAACAUCGACCACAGUAGCGAACAGCAGUGGAGACAAGACUAAUCCUUGAUGUACACUAUGCUUCUCCGUGUCUUGCAUUGCCAUUACUGGCUCCACUGAUGUCUUCUGUUGCUUGGAGAGCGCAUUCUUUGUACGUCAACCACCAAUCCUCUCCUGGCCUGCUGUCCCAGCGACCUUUCAUCCUCUCUAUGCGGUAUCUUUCACCUUCUUCAUUUUCAACUUUCUCACUCGCACUUAAUUUCUUCCUCCUUACAAUAAUGCUUUUCAUAUCUAUCACCACUAAAC